AUGGAGUCUAUCUCGCCUUUUGUUUCCACCAGCCCUGCGGUGCGGUAUGCUCCACCAUGGCAGGACUUAAGCAUCAUCGGUAUCGCUGGUAGCUCUGGCUCUGGCAAGACCUCUGUGGCCAUGGAGAUUGUCAAGUCUUUGAACCUACCCUGGGUGGUGAUCCUUGUAAUGGAUUCAUUCUAUAAGACUUUAUCAUCCGAGGAGCACCACAAAGCGCAUGCGAACGAAUAUGAUUUUGACUGCCCGGAUUCGAUCGACUUUGAUCUUCUUGUACAGACUCUGCGGGAUCUCAAGAAAGGAAAGAAAGCCAACAUCCCGGUCUACUCGUUCGCUGAUCAUCAGCGCCAGUCCACCACAACCACUCUUUACUCGCCCCGGGUGAUUAUUCUGGAGGGUAUUCUGGCGCUUCACGAUCCUAGAAUCGUUGAGAUGUUGGAUGUGAAGAUUUUCGUUGAAGCCGACAUGGAUGUGUGCCUAGGACGCCGAGUCCUUCGUGAUGUCCGUGAGCGUGGUCGGGACAUUGAAGGAAUCAUUAAGCAGUGGUUCGCUUUUGUGAAGCCAUCCUACACCCGAUAUGUGGAGCCUCAACGUCCCAUUUCAGACAUUAUUAUCCCACGUGGUAUUGAGAACAAGACCGCCAUUGACAUGGUGGUGAAACACAUUCAACGCAAGCUUCAAGAUAAAUCCGAUAAGCACACUGAAGAACUGAACAAGCUGGGUCUGAUUGCGGCAAAGGUUGAAUUACCUUCCAAUGUGCAUGUUCUGCCUGCCACACCGCAGCUCAUCGGUAUGAAUACUAUUUUGCAAAACCCAGCAACCGAGCAGGAGGAUUUCAUCUUCUAUUUUGAUCGACUAGCAUCAAUCUUGAUUGAGAAGUAUGAUUUCCAUACCCCGGAACUGUAUAUCAUUCUAACAAACACUGUUGCCAGAGCCUUGGAUAUGACCUUGUAUGUCUCUGCGAAUGUGGAAACACCACAAGGAAACCCAUACAUGGGCUUGCACCCCAAGGGCACUGUAUCCGCUGUCGCUAUCCUGCGAGGAGGUUCCUGUAUUGAGACUGCCCUCAAGCGAUCUAUUCCCGACUGUGUCACUGGUCGCGUGCUCAUUCAAACCAAUGAGUGCAGUGGAGAGCCAGAGUUGCAUUACCUGAAACUCCCACCGCAGCUUGAAGAACAUGCCACAGUUAUCCUUAUGGACUCGCAAAUGUCCAGUGGAGGUGCUGCACUUAUGGCCGUUCGCGUGCUUCUUGAUCACGGAGUGAAGCAAGACAGAAUCGUUUUCGUGACCUGCGCAGCAGGUGAGCUAGGACUCAAACGCCUGACUGCAGUUUUCCCCGAGAUACAUGUGAUUGUUGGGCGAAUUGAGGAAGAGGGAGAACCAAGAUGGAUUGAGAAGCGGUACUUUGGAUGCUAA
This is a messenger RNA of Penicillium antarcticum, 1413 nucleotides long. Its product is annotated as uridine kinase family protein. Lineage: Eukaryota; Fungi; Ascomycota; Eurotiomycetes; Eurotiales; Aspergillaceae. The transcript has 7 exons. The coding region runs from base 1 to 1413 and encodes 470 amino acids. The record is from RefSeq and is a predicted model, not a curated record. Gene Ontology annotation, molecular function: kinase activity; ATP binding. Gene Ontology annotation, cellular component: cytoplasm.